Messenger RNA from Hemiscyllium ocellatum (epaulette shark), 2328 nucleotides. Its product is annotated as SKI family transcriptional corepressor 1 homolog-B-like. The transcript has 8 exons. The record is from RefSeq and is a predicted model, not a curated record. Lineage: Eukaryota; Metazoa; Chordata; Chondrichthyes; Orectolobiformes; Hemiscylliidae. The coding region runs from base 7 to 2328 and encodes 773 amino acids. Gene Ontology annotation, molecular function: DNA-binding transcription factor activity, RNA polymerase II-specific; SMAD binding; RNA polymerase II cis-regulatory region sequence-specific DNA binding. Gene Ontology annotation, cellular component: transcription regulator complex; nucleus. Gene Ontology annotation, biological process: negative regulation of transcription by RNA polymerase II; negative regulation of BMP signaling pathway.
UCCGGCAUGGAGAAGAUUUCUACUCAGCUGGGAGUAAUAAACGACGCCGCUUCUACACCGACCUCCAAACAGGAACUGCAACCUUACAGCCAGAGAGACCAGACGGCCUCCAGCAACCUGAAAACCAAUACCAUCGGGGAAGCCGUUCUGUACGGGCUGCCCAUCGUCUCCUUGGUGAUUGACGGGCAGGAGAGGCUGUGCCUGGCCCAGAUCUCCAACACCCUGCUGAAAAACUACAGCUACAACGAGAUCCACAACCGCAGAGUGGCCUUGGGUAUCACCUGUGUCCAGUGCACCCCAGUCCAGCUGGAGAUCCUGCGCCGAGCCGGGGCGAUGCCCAUCUCGUCCCGGAGAUGCGGCAUGAUCACCAAAAGAGAGGCGGAGAGGCUCUGUAAGUCUUUCCUGGGCGAGCACACGCCCCCGAAACUGCCCGAGAACUUUGCCUUUGAUGUGUCUCACGAGUGCGCAUGGGGCUGUCGUGGUAACUUCAUCCCUGCCAGGUACAACAGCUCUAGGGCCAAGUGCAUCAAGUGCAGCUAUUGUAAUAUGUACUUUUCCCCAAAUAAAUUCAUCUUCCAUUCUCACAGAGUCCCGGACACUAAAUACACACAGCCCGACGCCGCAAACUUCAACUCUUGGCGGAGACACCUCAAACUUUCAGACAAGAUUCCCUCCGAAUACCUGGCCCACGCUUGGGAGGAUGUUAAGGCGAUGUUCAAUGGAGGCAGCCGCAAGAGGACCCUCCCGAACCACGGCUCCGGCUCCUCGGCCUCCCUGAAAGCUCCCGGGGCCAGCUCGCUGCCCCCCCGGGGCUCGGACAUCCCCCACAAGGCGCUGAGGUGCGAGGACGAGGGGCGAGGCAUGAACCUGCCCAACAAUGUCCGGAGUUACCCGGUCAUCCCGGUGCCCAGCAAAGGUUUCGGCAUGCUGCAGAAGAUGCCGCCGCCCAUCUUCCCGCACCCGUACGGCUUCCCCACCUUCGGGCUCUGUCAGAAAAAGGACGACGCCAACGUGGUGGGGGACAAGACUCAGGGGGGGCUGCCCAGUAUGUUCUGGUCCAGCGCCAAGGACACGGUCUACCCGUCUUUCCCCAUGUUCUGGCCGGCCGCUGGCGCCCUGCCCGUGCCCCCUUACCCACAGAGCCAGCCCAAGGUGUCCGAGACCCCCAAUGGGCGGCAGAACGAGAUGGACGUGUCCGAGCAGAGUGACCGCAGCAGUAACACUCCCAAGGACAGCCUGGCGGACAGUGAGAGGUGCUCCAGCACCCACUCCCGGAAUGAGGAGGACCCCCGCUCCGGGGACGAGGCUCGCUCGGUCGAAGGCAUCUCCCUCACGCCCCGGAAACUCAACUACAUCUCGGCGUUCCGGCCGGUGGUGAAGGACGCGGAGAGCAUCGCCAAGCUUUACGGGAACCGGGAGGUUUAUAACGGAGCCCGGCCCGGCUAUGGGUCACCGGACUUCAUGAGUGACAGCUCCAGUUACAGGUCCGUCUCUCCCGAGGUGGACAGCGAGGGGGAAGAGCCUGAGGUCGAUGUCGAGUCCAAUAGAUGUCCCGAGGAUGAGGCCUCUCCGCCGCUGGUGGACACCGUGCCAGAGACUGAGCUAGUCCCAGACAGAGAGGUGCCUGCUCCCCCUGAACCCACACAGGACAUCUCCACCAGGGAGAGCCGAGGAAGCCCUUUUGGUGUCCAAGGCUCAGAGAAAGUCAGAGAGGGCGAGGCUUCUGGGGAGCAGAAAGGCCACGAGGUGUUUCCACACGAUCGGGAGGGUCACUUGAACAGUGUGAAAAAUGCUUGCAGCGCGACUCCAGCGCCCAUUUACACAGAGACUGCAGCUGAGCAAGACCAGGAGACCCAGAGCACAGCGGAGGACCCCGAGCCGAGAAAAUCCUAUCAGCAGCAAGGCGGUGUUUCCCAAGAGACCUCAGCAAAUUCUGAGCGGGGCGAAGAUGGCAUUAGACUGGAAACCCCAAGAACCCAACUGGUCGAAAAAGACAUUGAGAACAUGGGGAAAGAAGAGUUACAAAAACUACUUUUGGAACAGAUGGAGCUCAGGAAGAAGUUAGAACGGGAAUUUCAGAGUCUAAAAGACAGUUUUCAGGAUCAAAUGAAGAGGGAAUUGGCCUACAGAGAGGAAAUGGUUCAGCAACUCCAAAUCGUUAGAGACACGCUCUGCAAUGAGCUGGAUCAAGAGAGAAAAGCGCGUUACGCCAUCCAACAAAAGCUGAAAGAAGCACACGACGCUCUCCACCAUUUCUCGUGUAAGAUGCUGACCCCUCGACAUUGCACUGGCAACUGUUCCUUCAAACCCCCGCUGCUCCCGCAGUGA